CCAUUAUGCACCAGCAACCAUAAUUUCCUUUUCUCAUUAUUUUUUUCACGAUCAGCUUUAGAAAAAUCUGAAAAGAAUAUAACAAGAGGAGGAGAAGCCAGGGACAACUUGAUCCUGCAAAUAUAAUAUAUACAUACUCACAAGAAGUUGUUGUUGUAUUGUACUUGUAAAGCUUAGCUUUGUUGCAGAGCCAUGGCCACCACCCAUGCAGCUCUAGCUUCUACAAGGAUCCCCACAAACACCAAGUUUUCAUCCAAGGCCUCUCACUCUUUCCCAGCCCAAUGCUCCUCAAAGAGGCUUGAGGUGACAGAAUUCUCUGGCCUAAGAUCAAGUUCAUGCGUCACCUAUGCCAAUAAUGCUAGAGAGUCUUCCUUUUUUGAUGUUGUAGCUGCCCAACUCACUCCCAAGGCAAUUGGUUCAACUGCUGUGAGGGGAGAAACUGUGGCUAAGUUGAAGGUAGCGAUCAAUGGUUUUGGACGUAUUGGUAGAAAUUUCCUGCGCUGCUGGCACGGCCGAAAGGACUCACCCCUUGAGGUGAUUGUUGUCAAUGACAGUGGUGGUGUGAAGAAUGCUUCGCAUCUGUUGAAAUAUGAUUCUAUGCUGGGAACUUUUAAAGCAGAUGUGAAAAUACUAAAUGAGAACACCAUUACAGUUGAUGGUAAGCCCAUCAAGGUUGUCGCAAACAGGGACCCUCUUAAGCUUCCUUGGGCUGAGCUUGGAAUUGAUAUUGUUAUUGAGGGAACAGGAGUGUUUGUGGAUGGCCCUGGUGCUGGAAAACACAUCCAAGCAGGUGCCAAGAAAGUUAUCAUCACUGCUCCUGCAAAGGGUGCUGAUAUUCCAACUUAUGUUGUUGGAGUAAAUGAAGGGGACUACGGUCAUAAUGUCGCCGACAUUAUAAGCAAUGCUUCUUGCACCACAAACUGUCUUGCUCCCUUCGUGAAGAUCCUGGAUGAAGAGUUUGGAAUUGUGAAGGGAACCAUGACAACCACACAUUCCUACACAGGAGAUCAGAGGCUUUUGGAUGCUUCUCACAGGGACUUGAGAAGAGCUAGGGCUGCAGCUCUGAACAUUGUCCCCACCAGCACCGGAGCGGCCAAGGCCGUGUCUCUGGUGCUGCCACAGCUCAAGGGAAAGCUCAAUGGGAUUGCCCUCCGCGUGCCGACACCCAAUGUUUCGGUGGUUGACCUUGUGGUGAAUGUUGAGAAGAAGGGUAUCUCAGCUGAAGAUGUCAAUGCAGCAUUCAGAAAGGCAGCUGAAGGGCCACUGAAAGGUGUGUUGGAUGUGUGUGAUGUUCCACUGGUGUCUGUGGACUUCAGGUGCACUGAUGUUUCUUCUACUAUUGACUCCUCAUUGACCAUGGUCAUGGGAGAUGAUAUGGUCAAAGUGGUUGCUUGGUAUGACAAUGAAUGGGGUUACAGCCAAAGAGUGGUGGAUUUGGCACAUUUGGUUGCAAGCAAAUGGCCAGGCGCAGCUGCUGCACCAGGGAGUGGAGACCCAUUGGAGGAGUUCUGCGAGACAAACCCAGCUGAUGAGGAAUGCAAACUUUAUGAAUAGAGGAUCCUUUUCUGACUUAAGAGUUACCUCUACUAGCCAGCCAUUUAUUUUUGCAUUGUGUUAAAAAGAGAAAAAGAUGUUCAGACAAACAUGGUUUUCUAAUGUCUGAGGGGUGAUAUUCAAAGUUUAAACUUCUGUGCGGCUAAUAAGAGUUUUAGCAUAACACAGAUUCAUAAAUAUUAUGAUAUAUUUCAUUUGUGAUAUCUGGUUUAA
This is a messenger RNA of Lotus japonicus, 1767 nucleotides long. RefSeq names its product glyceraldehyde-3-phosphate dehydrogenase B, chloroplastic. Bases 193 to 1554 code for a protein of 453 amino acids. NCBI's taxonomy places the organism in Eukaryota, Viridiplantae, Streptophyta, Magnoliopsida, Fabales, Fabaceae. The transcript is spliced from 9 exons. Gene Ontology annotation, biological process: glucose metabolic process. Gene Ontology annotation, cellular component: chloroplast. Gene Ontology annotation, molecular function: NAD binding; NADP binding; glyceraldehyde-3-phosphate dehydrogenase (NAD+) (phosphorylating) activity. The record is from RefSeq and is a predicted model, not a curated record.